Messenger RNA from Oenanthe melanoleuca, 3601 nucleotides. RefSeq names its product dehydrogenase/reductase 7C (gene DHRS7C). Gene Ontology annotation, cellular component: sarcoplasmic reticulum membrane. Lineage: Eukaryota; Metazoa; Chordata; Aves; Passeriformes; Muscicapidae. Bases 334 to 1269 code for a protein of 311 amino acids. The record is from RefSeq and is a predicted model, not a curated record. The transcript has 7 exons. Gene Ontology annotation, biological process: regulation of release of sequestered calcium ion into cytosol by sarcoplasmic reticulum. Gene Ontology annotation, molecular function: all-trans-retinol dehydrogenase (NAD+) activity.
GAGACAUCAUGAGCAGCUGCAAUGGAGCACAAGGCAGAAGGAGAGGUGGUUCUUUGCACAGGUGAAUUGAUACUGUACUAAGAGCUUUUCUGUGGCUGCCCAGGCUGUUGGGCAGAUAGGUCAGGCAUGCAGAGCACACUGGGCAGGCUAUAUUUACUCUGGCAGUGCCUCUGUCACCAGGCCAUACAUAGCCACUCUCAUUCAGGGCAAGCAGCCUCAACAAAUCAGUGCUCUGUGGAAGUGCUAAAGGAUCUUAAUUAAAGCUGUAAUGCAAAUGUUUACAAAAAUACCAUAGAAUGCUCUGUCUGGAUCUGGAGUCUUCAUAGCCAUGCCAUGGGUAUCUUUUCUAUACUUGCUCUGCCAUUGCUUCUCUUAGGGAUCAGUGGAAUUAUUUAUAUUUACCAGUCAGUCAGGUGGCUGCUGUCCAAGUCAGCGGUGCAGAACAAGGUAGUGGUGAUCACAGAUGCCAUCUCUGGACUAGGCAAGGAAUGUUCUCGUGUGUUUCAUGCAGGAGGAGCAAGGCUUGUGUUGUGUGGCAGGAACUGGGAAAAGUUAGAAGCCUUGUAUGAUGCCUUGAUUAGUGUGACAGACCCCAGCAUGACAUAUGCUCCAAAGCUGGUACUCCUGGAUAUCACAGACAUAAGCUGCAUUAGAGAUGUAGCUAAGGAAAUCCUGAACUGCUAUGGCUGUGUGGAUGUGCUGAUCAACAAUGCAAGCAUGAAGGUGAAAGGAGCAGUGCAGAGCAUUUCACUGGAACUUGAUAAAAAGAUAAUGGAUGCCAACUAUUUUGGACCUAUAACAUUAACCAAAGCCAUUCUUCCUAACAUGAUCUCAAGAAGAACUGGCCAAAUUGUUCUCAUUAAUAGCAUCCAAGGGAAAAUAGGAAUUCCAUUUCGUGCAGCUUAUGCUGCUUCCAAGCAUGCUGCUGUAGGUUUUUUUGAUUGCCUUAGAGCCGAAAUGGAAGAAUUUGAUAUUUCUGUCAGCACUGUGAAUCCAACCUUCAUCUGUUCAUACCAUUGCCAGCCUGCACCAGGCAACUGGGAGGCAUCUAUUUGGAAAUUCUUUUUCAGGAAGGUGUCCUAUGGUGUGCACCCCGUGGAGGUGGCAGAGGAAGUCCUUGCCACAGUGAGCAGGAAGAAGCAGGAGGUGCUCAUGGCCAAUCCCAUCCCCAGAGCAGCAGUUUACAUUAGAACAUUCUUCCCCGAGCUGUUUUUUGCCAUUGUUGCCUCAGGGAUUAGGGAAAAGCUGAAGACAGAAGAGGAAAAUUGAUUUUGUUCAAUUAUUUUCCUUGGUUUUGACCUUAAAAAAAAAAGGUUUCUGUUUUGAAAGUGAGUGACUUCUGCUGCUUGCUAUGAGUCAAAUAAUGCCACUAUCACUGACACACACAUUCAUCUAUAAAGCUUCUACUCUUGUGGUUUUAGGGAUUAUGACAAUGUUCCUUUGGAACCAAACUGCUCUUGCUGCUGCAGUCCCAUUGCUCAUGUAACUUCCAGCUCCAGCUCACUUUCAUAGCUCAUUCUCCAGUAGAACCACCAAACAUGAAAGGAAUUCUGAGGACUAAGGAGUGUGUCAUCUUGCAGGGACAUGAGCCUUUUGCUGUAUCUGUGAUUGAGCUGCUCUGGCUCCAAGGACUCUCAGGGAGGUUCUCCCCACUGGGAUGAAGGGUCAGUUCCUGCAGCCCCUGCUGGAGCUCCAUCUAUUUUCUGCUGUAGCACUGGGGUUUUGUUGUACUGUGAGUGGCUAUGCCUUAACUGGGAAGUCAAACAGUCAUUUUUUCAAAAUUUUCUGGGUCCUCAGCAGAACUCUACUCCUCCAAACCAAUGGGCAUUUGCUGUGAUCUCAGUGAUAUUUUUUCUGUACCUCAGCAACAGCCAAGUCCCCCACAUUUCCAUAAGAGCAAGAUGCAGAAUAAACAUGAUUUGAUCAGAAAAGGAUCAGGCACCACAGGACAUCCCACCUGAACAUGAAUCAACAUUGUUUGUGGUUUCCCAUCCCUGGAGGUGUCCAAGGCCAGGCUGGACAGGGCUUGGAGCAGCCUGGGAUUGUGGAAGGUGUCCCUGCCCAUGGCAGGGGUUGGAAUGGCAGAGAUGCUCUUUGAGGUCCCUUCCAACCCAAACCAUUCUGUGAUUUCUAUGAUUUCUAUUACUGGUUUUCUUUGUUGUAAAACAAGUGGAUUACUUGUUAAAAUAAGCUGAAUAAUCCUUCUGUUCUAGAGAUCAGCAGAAAUUCUUCACACAAUUUCACUUUGAAAAGUGAGCAGGUCAAGGAGCACAGUAGAAGGCAGUGAAAGAGGUAAAAUAACACCUGUAUCCUAUCAAGAAAGUUUUAAAAAACAGAUGUAUUUUUAUCUAGAAAGUAGAGGAAAGUUGUAUCUUGAUGAUUUUCAAAUCCCUGAAAUGUACUGAAGAGAAGGUAGGACUGGCCUGUUCUCCAUUUCUGCUGGAGCAGGACAAUGUGCUAAAAUUACUGCAAAGGAGAUUUCCAGGGACAGCAUUUUCUGCUAAGAAUAGUUAAGCACAAAGGAUAAAUUGCCACAGAAAUUUUCAAAUGCCUGUCUUUGGAAGGUUUAAAGAAGAGAUUAAUGAAACAUCUGUAAAAAAGCAAUGUAGUUUUAAUUUAUCUGCCUAGAAGAAAAGAAGGAUUAGAUGACCCUUUAAAUGGGUCACACUUUUCUCCAAUUUAGUGGCUUUUUCUCAUCUUGAAGAUGAGGUUUCUCCACUGGUAUUUCAGAUGCUUUUUUUUUUUCUCUCUGGGGAAAUCUAUUAUUUAAUCUGAAGAUUUCUAUUUCAUUUGUUGAUCUCUGUUUCGCCGUCUCACCUGUGGAUAUAUGUUGUACAUAAAAAUAUUAUGAUGAGAAAAAGCAAUAUUAGGAUGAGUUCAGGACAGCAGGAAUUGCAUCCCAGAGAUUCCCAUUUCUCUCACUAACUGGAAAUCAUGACUACUGUGUACUUAUGUCACAGGUGUCUGAAAUUUAUUUAAAUGCUAUAGUCAUCAAAAUUGCUUGGAUCUAAUGAAUCAGAAUAAAAAUGCUGCUGGUGUUUUCCUCUGCUUUCAAAUCAUGUGGUUCCAGGACUUACUGGGUGUCAAAAGUUAAAAUAAGGGCCAGAAUAUGAAAUUGUGGCUUACAAAUAGGGAUAAGAAAUCUUACAUUUCAUCAGGUUAAUUUAUCUACCAGAUAUCCAGCAGACAACAUAUAGCUUCUUGAAUGGUUACCAGGAGAAAAACAGACAGUUGGAGAUUUAAGAAUGGAUCUGGAUGGAUUCUUACUGCACAAUUAUUUAAAAAGCCCUUGCCCACCUACAGCACUUUAUAUGCAUUCAAACCAGGGUAAGAAACAAUUCUGGCUGUGUUAGUAACCUGCAGGCUAAGAAAAAAAAUCAUGAGGCAUUUGCUGAAAUUGGAUUUUUCAAAGGACUUAUAGGCAUCAACCAAGUAUGUUCCUAGAUGAGGUAGAAAUUCUUCCAUGAGACCCAGAACAACAUGAGAGGGGUAAAAAUCCAUUGUAAAAAGAGUUAGGGUUGACAAAAAGCAGAAAGUCUGGAAGAAUUCCUCUGUCAGUGAAGCUGUUAGAAACACAUCCAUCAUAAAUAAAUGUGUGAAA